Messenger RNA from Suillus subaureus, 1435 nucleotides. RefSeq names its product TFIIH subunit Tfb4/p34. The coding region runs from base 137 to 979 and encodes 280 amino acids. Gene Ontology annotation, biological process: regulation of DNA-templated transcription; nucleotide-excision repair. Lineage: Eukaryota; Fungi; Basidiomycota; Agaricomycetes; Boletales; Suillaceae. Gene Ontology annotation, cellular component: transcription factor TFIIH holo complex; transcription factor TFIIH core complex. The record is from RefSeq and is a predicted model, not a curated record. The transcript has 6 exons.
GGAUGAGUCACAUGACGUCUGAUAAGGUAAUCGCGUAGUAAGCAGUCAGCUUACAACUCAGUGACAGUCAGUUUGUAGCUGAGACUCUGCAGAACAUGCACUAAAGUACUAGAGCUGCUGUUUCAAGUUUUCAACCAUGGAGAAAGCAUCCCAUUUAUCUGUGAUAGUAGACCUAUCUCCAACACAAUGGCACCUCUCUGCGCAAACUUCAAACCAGUAUCCACUCUCCAUCGAGACGUUCCUCUCGCAGCUCCUCGCAUUUUUGAACGCGCAUAUCGCGUCCAAGCAUGAGAAUUCACUUGUAGUAUUUGGCGCGCUUCCUGGGAAGAGUGUGUUGCUCUAUUCAUCCACGGAGCUCCUCUCGGAUGACGCGCCCUCUUUGGAUGCUAACUCGUAUCUGCCUUUCAAGCUUGUGGACUCGACAGUCGUACAGAGGAUCAUGAACGAGUUCGAUGCUAUCGGAGAGCUUGAGGAGGAACCUCCAUGUGCGUUGGUAGGCGCUGUGACGAAGGCAUUGUGCUACAUCAACCGCAUCACCCAUCCUUCAUCAACGAUGCCCGGUGUCGCAGAGGACCCGUCGAUCGUCCACGACCCUCGCAUUUUGAUCCUUUCAGUCUCCCCUGACUUGUCUUCUUCAUACAUCCCGAUUAUGAACGCUAUCUUCUCCGCACAGAAACUGAAAGUGACAAUUGACGUGUGCAAGGUUUAUGGGCCCGAUACCGUAUUUUUGCAGCAAGCAGCCCACCUGACAAACGGGUCCUACAUCUACCUCGAACGCAGAGAUGCACUCUUGCAAUACCUGAUUAUGUCUUUCUUGUCACCGACAUCCAUCCGCAAGAUUCUAGCUGUGCCAAAGCAAGACAAAAUUGACUUCCGCGCUGCAUGCUUCUGCCACAAGAACAUUGUAGACAUCGGUUUCGUGUGCUCCGUCUGUUUAUCUAGUACGCAUUAUCUUUACUGUUUUGUCACUAAAUUCUAAGGAGCCUGUGAUCCUGCAGUUUUCUGUCAACCACUCCCGGUAUGCUCCACAUGCAGGUUAGCUACCCUCAUUCCCUGGCUCCCCACAUUCUGACGGACAUGCAGAACAAAGUUUCCAAUCAAUACACUCAAACGACUCAAUGCUGCUCGCCCCACUAUCACUCCUGCAAAUUCACGCACAGGGCUUCCGCUGGCCACUUUGAACAACGCGGCAUCGCCUCGUCCAACUUCCACUCCACCGAAUGGGAUGUCCAGUCUCCGAUGACAACGGGGAGAUGGCCCUCACAUCAUGGCGCACCAUAAUAAGAGUUAUGUACCGAGAUAAUAAUCGCGUCCGUUGACACAAUAUUAUCCUCCGAAUGCUACCGAUGAAUUGGCAGCGCAGUUAUGAACACUGACGAUUUGUCUUCAUCUACGGUGGAACCAGUCGAUGCUGGACGGCGCAAAAUGGAUGCCU